Cydia strobilella is the source of this 2128-nucleotide messenger RNA. RefSeq names its product cardioacceleratory peptide receptor-like (gene NGR-A26). The transcript is spliced from 12 exons. Gene Ontology annotation, molecular function: neuropeptide receptor activity; vasopressin receptor activity. Lineage: Eukaryota; Metazoa; Arthropoda; Insecta; Lepidoptera; Tortricidae. Gene Ontology annotation, cellular component: plasma membrane. Bases 383 to 1666 code for a protein of 427 amino acids. The record is from RefSeq and is a predicted model, not a curated record. Gene Ontology annotation, biological process: neuropeptide signaling pathway.
UCUACAUUUUCAAUCAGACGAACCUCUAAAAAGAUAAUCUAUUCAAUCAGAUUUCCCGUGAUUGUUACUUUGCAAAGAUGCUCCCAUUCAGCGCUCACUCGUGAUCCGAACGCGUCUGGCAGCGCCCGCUCCCGUGACACGCCGCCGCACCUUCGCCGCGCGCGAAUUAAAAAACAAAACAUUUAAAAAGUUAAAAUGUCACACGAAGUGACUUGAAAAACAAUUGACAAUUUAACUGUUGUUUUACUUCAGUGACUGUGUUUUGUUUAACGAGUGACUUGGUGAUAAUUAUUCAAAUUAUCCGAUAAAUUUUGGAGUCAAGGAGACAUUGCACUAGUUGGUUUACCACUUUCAAAACGAGCACCAGUUUGAUUCCAGGACCAUGGAUCCAGAGCAGGUUAUGGAGGAGAUGGACUCCUCCACUCCUGGGGUCCCGACAUUUUUGAGCGACAACAGGACAGUGAACACCACCAACGCUACUGACAUCAACUAUUAUUACUUCUAUGAGGUGGCGCAGUUCACAGUGAUGUGGGUGCUCUUCAUAUCCAUAGUGGUCUUAAACGCUUCAGUCAUCGCAGCACUCCUGUGUACCAACGCCAGAAAAAGCAGGAUGAACUUCUUCAUCAUGCAGCUAGCCAUUGCGGAUCUUUUCGUGGGCCUCGUGCUGGUGUUCGCAGACAUCGUGCAAAAACACACAAUAGCGUGGCUCGCCGGGGAGUUUAUGUGCAAAUUCGUUAAAUUUCUACAGGCCGUGGUCAUGUACGCCUCUACGUACGUGCUGGUCGCACUGAGCAUAGACCGAUGUGACGCCAUCACCAAUCCCAUGAACUUCUCCGGCAGUUGGAACCGAGCUAGGGGCCUAAUUGCGUCAGCUUGGAUCAUCAGCAUAGUGUUUUCCAUCCCACUUCUGAUAUUGUACGAAAUUAAAGAAGUACAAGGGCAACAACAGUGCUGGAUAGAUCUCGGCUCGUCCGAGAGAUGGCAGAUCUGGAUGACCCUAGUCUCCGUCAUGAUCUUCGUGCUCCCCGCCCUGGCAAUAGCGGCGUGCUACGCCGUCAUCGUCAUGACCAUCUGGACGAAGAGCAAAGCGGUCGUCAUGAGUCCGCCCGUGAGCUCUAGAAGGACGAAAACUAUGAAUAAUGGACACGCGGAGGGUGACCUAGACUCCAGGCGUGCCAGCUCACGAGGCCUCAUACCCAGAGCCAAGAUUAAAAGCGUCAAGAUGACAUUUGUCAUCGUGUUCGUAUUCGUCCUCUGCUGGCUCCCGUACAUCGGCUUCGACUUGCUGCAAGUGUACCACUUCAUCCCGCAGACGCAGACCAGCAUGGCCAUAGCCACGCUGAUCCAGAGCUUGGCACCACUUAAUUCAGCCGCUAAUCCAUUGAUAUGCUGCAUGUUUUCGCCUCACAUCUAUAUGAGCCUUAGACGAGUGCCGCCGUACCGAUGGCUGUGGUGCAGCCGGCGCCGGCGCCGACGCGGACGCGGCACGUUGCGAUCACGGUCCGACUCCACGGCCAACUCGGACCUGCUCAGCCAUUCGACGCAUGCGAGAAGAUCGCAGUCGGUUGCUGUGUCGCUGAACCGCACGCGCAGCAGUAGCGUAUCCCGCGCGAUCCACAGCGACCGGCGCACGCAACUGGUCGUACUGACGUCCGUGCGCGACUGACGACUAAACCACACGGACGACGUCAUGCUGUAGAUAACAUUAUGUAUAGUAAGCUGCAAUAUAUUAUCUGUCAGUGUCAAAAGUGACAUUUCUUCAACCAGAAAUCUCACUUUUAUUUUUUGCAAGCAGAUACUCCCGAAACAAACAGUAGAGAAAACGAUACUAUUUUUUUUAAUUAGAUAAACAAAAAAUUUUAGCGGUGAAUUUUUCCAUUUAUUCUUUAAAAUACGGUACGCCUCAUGGAUGCAUCAUGCUGUGUUAAAAUAGUCUAAGUUAACUACAUAGCAUUCAAAAGAAGCGUGACGGACAUCGACCGACAUCCAGAUGUAGUGCAUACCUAAUUGUUUUCCAUCGUAUUUUCUCGGAAACCUUCGUAUUUGUCAUUCCACUUCAGUCAACGUUAGUACUUUUUGUACCGAGAUUGCCUGAAAUAGCAAGACACGUUAGUACGUUUCCGUGAAA